AUGACAUCUAAGAGACGGUUUUCCAAUCAGAGUGACCAUAAAACUGCUGUGGAAAGCUCUGUUCCCGAGCAUGCUGCCGAAGUAGCAGAGGAAUUGAGUAAGAAAGGACCUCAAUGGCACGAGGAGGCUAUGACGCACCACGAUGCUGGUGAAUUUGCGCAACUGCAGCGCCACAAAACUACUGCCGAACAAGCUGCCAAACUUGAGGAUGGAUCUCUCAAUCCUUUCACUGGGGAGGCCUUCUCGCCCCGUUAUUUUGAUAUUUUGAAGAUCAGAAGGGAACUGCCAGUGCACGCCCAGAGAGAUGAGUUUCUAAAAAUCUACCAAGAAAACCAGAUCAUGGUAUUUGUCGGUGAGACCGGUUCCGGUAAAACAACUCAAAUUCCACAGUUUGUGCUAUUCGAUGAAAUGCCUCACUUGCAAAAUGAGCAGGUGGCUUGUACGCAACCUCGUCGUGUGGCAGCCAUGUCCGUUGCCCAGAGAGUUGCGGAAGAAAUGGACGUGAAGCUAGGAGAAGAGGUUGGUUAUUCCAUUCGUUUUGAGAACAAGACCUCCAAUAAAACUAUCCUCAAGUACAUGACAGAUGGUAUGUUGCUGAGGGAAGCCAUGGAAGACCACGAUCUGUCUCGUUAUUCUUGUAUCGUUUUGGAUGAAGCGCACGAAAGAACUCUGGCUACCGAUAUACUAAUGGGGCUGUUGAAGCAAGUGGUGGUUCGCAGGCCAGAUUUGAAAAUUAUCAUCAUGUCUGCCACGUUAGACGCCGAGAAAUUUCAGAGAUAUUUCAUGGAUGCCCCGCUUUUGGCCGUUCCCGGUAGAACUUUUCCAGUUGAACUUUAUUAUACACCUGAGUUUCAGAGGGAUUACUUGGAUUCCGCCAUUCGCACAGUCUUGCAAAUCCAUGCCACGGAGGACCCUGGUGAUAUUCUGUUGUUUUUGACAGGUGAAGAGGAAAUCGAGGAUGCAGUUAGAAAGAUUUCCUUGGAAGGUGACCAACUCAUGAGAGAACAAAACUGUGGACCAAUCAGCGUCUACCCUCUAUAUGGUUCUUUACCACCUCACCAGCAGCAACGCAUUUUCGAACCGGCUCCAGAUGCUAUUAAUGGCAGACCCGGUAGGAAAGUUGUAGUGUCCACCAAUAUUGCUGAAACUUCUCUGACAAUCGACGGCAUUGUCUACGUGGUAGACCCCGGUUUCUCGAAACAAAAGGUCUACAAUCCCAGAAUUAGAGUCGAAUCUCUUUUGGUCUCCCCAAUUUCUAAGGCCUCUGCUCAACAAAGAGCAGGUCGUGCAGGUCGUACGAGACCUGGUAAAUGUUUCAGGCUCUACACCGAAGAGGCUUUCAAAAAGGAAUUGAUAGAACAAAGUUACCCAGAGAUCUUACGUUCCAACUUGUCCUCCACGGUUUUAGAACUAAAGAAGCUAGGUGUUGACGAUCUGGUGCAUUUUGAUUUCAUGGAUCCACCUGCUCCAGAAACCAUGAUGAGAGCCCUCGAGGAACUGAACUAUCUGGCAUGUUUGGACGAUGACGGUAAUUUAACAGCGUUGGGUAGGUUGGCCUCCAAUUUCCCAUUGGAUCCUAUGUUGGCAGUGAUGCUCAUAGGGUCCGCAGAGUUUCAUUGUUCGGAGGAAAUGCUUACAAUUGUCGCGAUGCUAUCAGUCCCUAGUGUUUUUGUUCGCCCUGCGAAGGACAAAAAAAGGGCCGACGAUGCGAAGGCAAUCUUUGCUCAUCCCGAUGGCGAUCACAUCACCCUGCUAAACGUCUUCCAUGCUUUCAAAUCCGACGAGGCUUACGAAUACGGAAUCAACAAAUGGUGCCGUGAUAACUUUUUGAAUUACCGAGCUCUGUCAUCAGCCGAUAAUAUCCGCUCUCAGCUUGAAAGACUGAUGACCAGGUACAAUCUACAACUCAACACCACAGAUUAUGAAGAUCCUCGUUACUUUGACAACAUCAGAAAAGCGUUGGCUGCUGGAUUUUUUAUGCAAGUUGCCAAGAAGAGGUCGGGUGGCAAGGGCUACAUCACUGUCAAAGAUGACCAAGAUGUCUUGAUCCACCCCAGUACAGUGCUUGGGCACGACGCCGAAUGGGUUGUGUACAACGAGUUUGUGCUGACGUCGAAAAAUUACAUCAGGACUGUUACUUCAGUGCGACCCGAAUGGCUCGUGGAACUGGCACCUGCUUACUACGACCUGGAAAACUUCAGAAAGGGCGAUGUUAAGCUCUCAUUGGAGCGCAUCAAGCAAAAGGUCGACAGAGUCAAAGAGCUUAACGAGGAGAAGGCCAAGAAGAAGAGCAAAAAGAGCAAGCGCAGUGAUUAA
This is a messenger RNA of Lachancea dasiensis, 2316 nucleotides long. NCBI's taxonomy places the organism in Eukaryota, Fungi, Ascomycota, Saccharomycetes, Saccharomycetales, Saccharomycetaceae. The record is from the annotation of a GenBank genome assembly.